Messenger RNA from Papaver somniferum (opium poppy), 1335 nucleotides. RefSeq names its product mRNA-decapping enzyme subunit 2-like. NCBI's taxonomy places the organism in Eukaryota, Viridiplantae, Streptophyta, Magnoliopsida, Ranunculales, Papaveraceae. Gene Ontology annotation, biological process: nuclear-transcribed mRNA catabolic process, nonsense-mediated decay; deadenylation-dependent decapping of nuclear-transcribed mRNA. The transcript has 8 exons. Gene Ontology annotation, molecular function: manganese ion binding; 5'-(N(7)-methylguanosine 5'-triphospho)-[mRNA] hydrolase activity; RNA binding. Gene Ontology annotation, cellular component: cytoplasm. The record is from RefSeq and is a predicted model, not a curated record. The coding region runs from base 176 to 1138 and encodes 320 amino acids.
CCACACCACUACACCAGUCUUUCAGUAAGCUGCUGGUGUAGGAGUAACAAGAAAACCUAAUUUUACCAUCUCUUAUUUCUUUUCUUUUCCACUGAUUCACUAAUUUCAUUUUCAUGAAAAACAAUUAAUUAUAUAGACAAGAUAUAUUAAGGCGUUUAUUCCUAGGUAGCAAAUAAUGGGUUUACAUCGAUCUCCAAGUGCUUCCAUGAAAUAUUAUCUUCCUCCUCAGGAGCUUCUCGAUGAUCUUUGCAGUCGAUUUGUUUUGAAUGUCCCAAAAGAAGACCUGGAGUCAUUUGAGAGAAUCUUAUUUCUCGUGGAGCAAGCACAUUGGUUCUACGAGGACAAUUCAGUUGAACAAAAUCCAUCACUCAAGUCGCUAUCUCUGAGGGAAUUCACUUCUCUAAUGUUUAAUAGCUGUGCUGCUCUCAGACCAUAUAUUGCACAUAUAGAUGAUAUAUACAAGGACUUCACCUCUUACAAGGUUCGAGUUCCGGUAACUGGGGCAAUAAUCUUGGAUGAAUCUUUUGAGCGGUGUUUAUUAGUUAAGGGAUGGAAGAUUGGAGCAAGCUGGAGUUUUCCUCGUGGGAAAAAGAACAAGGAUGAGGAAGACAAUACGUGUGCUGUCCGAGAGGUUUUGGAGGAAACUGGCUUUGAUAUAUCAAAACUUCUGAAAGUAGAUGAAUAUAUCGAAGUUACAAUAGGAGAACAAAGGGUUCGGCUUUACAUAAUUGCUGGUGUGAAGGAUGAUACUGUCUUCGCACCUCAGACAAAAAAGGAGAUCAGUGAGAUAUCAUGGCACAGGAUUAGUGACCUCCAACAAGCAGGCAACGAAGCAAUGUCUCGUGGGGCUAACGGCCUAAAGCUCUAUAUGGUUAGUCCUUUCUUAACGUCUUUGAAAUCGUGGAUUGCAUCACAUGCACCUCCUGCUACUCAAAAGUCAGAAACGUAUUUCAAAGGAAGCUUAGGGAACGCUACAAACGGCUCGACAGGAGCAACUAUGAAAACAAAGAACAACCAUUUGAUUCAGCUUGGAUUUGAAUCUCGCCAGCCUGACACCAGACCCGGAAGAAGCUUCCGAAGCUUCAAACUCAAUUCAUCUAUGAUCAUACAAGCAAUGGAAGCUUCAUUCUCCGCCUAACUCCAAAACUUGGCCUUUAGGCAUCUUUGUUUCGGUAAAUCCUGAAAUAAGUCUAAUAAAUUAAGAUGGGUUUUUCUGUUCCAUCUAUCUUUCUGGUUGGAAGUGCAUUUGCCUAACACAUGUAUUUGCUCUCAUCAGAGUAACUUAUACUUAGUAAAGGUUUAAUCGUUGUUUUUGUGGCCUUCUCUUUAUAUGUC